AACAGAUACGUUACGCUACUAACUAGCUACACACUAGCAUUAAAGCCACGAAAAGAUGCGCCUUCACGGGAUUAAAACAAUAAAACAAACAACAAGAAGUCUGGAAAAACUUUACCCAACUGUGCCCAAACUUUGAUAGACCACCACCCCAAAUCACUUGCCUUCAGUUUCGAGUGUGUUAGCAUUGUUUUAUCUCACCACUAUUGCCGUUGGACGCGUUUUUUUUCUUCUGGAGCAGUCCAGUCUGAUGAAUUCACCGAAAAAAGACGGAGAUGAUGAUGUGCCCGUUAAAGACCCGGUAAAAUACGGCGAGUUGGUCAUUUUGGGGUACAAUGGCUCUCUUCCAAGCGGAGACCGUGGGCGCAGAAAGAGCCGCUUCGCUCUGUACCGAAGGGCCAAGGCCAACGGUGUCAAACCCAGCGCUGUGCACAUCCUCAACACGCCACAGGACAGCAAGGCUGUCCACAGCAGGGGGCAGCACAGCAUCUCUUUCACUCUGUCCCGUAACCAGACGGUGGUGGUGGAGUACUGCCAUGACAACAACACAGACAUGUUCCAGAUCGGACGCUCCACAGAAAGUCCCAUUGACUUUGUGGUGACAGACACCUCCGGAGGGGGGAAGGAGGGGGAGGACCCCUCCAUCGCUCCCAGCACCAUCUCACGUUUCGCCUGCAGAGUGGUGUGUGAACGCAACCCACCUUAUACUGCACGCAUCUACGCCGCUGGCUUCGACUCCUCCAAAAAUAUCUUCUUAGGGGAAAAAGCAACCAAAUGGAAAAACCCUGAUGGGCACAUGGACGGCUUGACCACCAACGGGGUGCUAGUGAUGCAUCCAGAGGGGUUCCCAGAGGACCCCAAGCAGGGUCUGUGGAGGGAGAUCUCUGUCUGUGGGGAUGUCUACGCUCUGCGGGAGACACGCUCUGGACCCAGCAGGGGCAAACUGGCGGAGGGUGAGAGCAGUGCACUACGUGACGGUUCCCUGGUUGACCUGUGUGGUGCCACCCUGCUGUGGCGUACAGGCGAGGGGCUCAUGCGUGCUCCCACUCUGCGUCACCUGGAAGCACUUCGCCAGGAGCUCAAUGCGUCCCGGCCCCAGUGUCCUGUCGGCCUCAGCACACUGGCCUUCCCCAGCUUGCCACGCAGCCACAGGUGGGAGCCACACCUUGAAGAGCGUCAGCCAUGGGUCUACCUCGCUUGCGGCCACGUCCACGGACGCCACGACUGGGGCCAGAGAUCUGAGGGAGUGGAGAUGCCAGGAGAGGGCGAGGGUUCCACGACCCGCCGAGAAUGUCCCCUGUGCAGGAGCGUGGGUCCCUACGUGCCCCUGUGGCUGGGCUGCGAGCCUGCUGUGUACGUGGACGCUGGAGCCCCCACUCACGCUUUUGUGCCGUGCGGCCACGUCUGCUCGGAGAGGACAGCCAGGUACUGGGCUGAGACCCCGCUUCCACACGGGACGCACGCCUUCAGACCCGUCUGCCCCUUCUGCUCGUCUGCCCUCAGCACCCCCGGCUGGACGCGGCUCAUCUUCCAGGGCCCCAUCGACUAGUCGCCACUCCUCAGCAACCACUAUUACAGUAACAGGAAGAUGCCUGAGCUUCAUUCAUGGUGCAAACGUUGGUCAGUGCUCAGUGUGGAUGGGUAACAUCUUGAGUGUAAGGCUGCAUUCACAACAUAUCAGGCAUUGCGAUGGUCAGCUGCAGAGUUGGGCAGCAGUGUGGAUAUGUCACUUAAAUUUGUGGGGCAAUCUCAAUCUCACCGGCUGAGUAUUCGUCUUUAGUAGAAUUCCCUUUCGAUUAUCAUCACUGUAGUAUCUUUACCGCCACAAAAGACUUGAUGAUCACGAGAAUUAGGUAGGGAAGAGGAUAUAUUGAUAUCGGUAUUGGUAAUCGGGCAAAUGAGUUGUUGCAUAUCUGCCUAAAAUCCAAUAUUGUGCAUCCCUAGAGUGAACACAGAAUAUUUGGUCUCUCUGGCAAGAACUCUAAAACUACUAAAACUCUUUGUUCACUCGAUGGAAAAAAAUCAAAAUGGCAGAUUUUACAAAACACACGACCCUUCCCUUAAAAACUUUACGGAAGAAACACAAAUUCUGCUUUCCAGAAUGUCCAGAAUGUUUCUCUCUGCAAGUCCUCUCCUUUGCCCCCUCCGUCACUCACACACUGAUGAGGAUUAGGUGCGAGCAGCUCUGUUUUGUGUCACGUGCAUGCCAGGAAACAUUUGGUGCAGCUGUAUUGUUGCUCUGCAGUGCCAGAAGCAGGUUGUGGUAAUGAAAAGGAAAAAUAGGUGUGAAAAUCUGUCAUAAAGCAGGAGGAAUUCUGGAGAAUUGUGAUCCCGGGAUAUCAGGAGAGGGCGAUGACAAACACGAGUCUCCCGUGAAAAUCAGUUCGUUUGGCAAGUAUGACAGAACACACAAGCUUUCUCCUUUCUUUCACUCACUAUAAUAUCUAACAAUAGAAAGAGACUGUAACGCAGGUAAUGUGUUUGGCGAGAUAUUGGGUUGCGUUUCUCCAAAAGAUGAUUUCUGUUUUAAUGUUCUGCAGCCCCACUGCUGUAGCUGGACGCACUACCCACAUUUAAAAGACUGGGGCGGGUGGCGAUUUUGCCGCAAGCCUGAUUUGGUAUGAAUGUAGCCAUAAAUAAACACUGUCCGACGUUGUUCCUGAAUGCAAGCUGAAAAAUCCUUCCCCUUGUUUAUCCUUGUGCUUGUUGAGAGGUAUGAGAUCUGGAGAACAGGUGAGAAGAUCAUGACAGAAUGAUCUCUACCGUCGCUGUGCAGUCCUCCGUCAUGGAAGAGUCUGCUGUUUUUCAUUCCAACCAGACACUACACAUUCACCAAUUACCAAAUCUUCAUUAAGAGGGUUCUUAUAAAUAAAACUGUGUAUACACAGGAGGUUAAACGAUGCUGCUUCCCCCUUUUCAAACAAUCAUUUUCACUCCAUUAUCGAUCCAAACACUUUCGUUUAUCAGAAGCCAUGUAUGAAAUGACACGUACUUUUUUGCACAUAAGAGAGGAAUGGCCUUUUUACUCAGUUCAUCUGCAGCGUCGGUGCACGUCUGCAGCGCCUGUGUGUCCUUAACUCGGUGAAACAAACACCACCUCUUGCACUUCUCGGCCUGAUAUCCGACCACCUCUUAAUUUCUAAAAGACAUUAUUUGUAGUCGUUGUCAAAUCAUCAAACAGUACAACCCAUCAGGUCUCAGCUGCUGCAGCUUCUUGUUCCCUUUAUAGAUUUGCAUGUCUUCCUUCCUGACCGGCUGAUUUAUAUUUAUAUUCUCAGCAGGCCACAUUCAUAGUUAACGUGGGAGGUUACAAGGUGAGAUCAGAGGCUUGUGCUUCUGUUGAGUGUUUCAAGUUACUAUUGAUUCACAAAGGGAAACUUAUUAUCAGUUCUUAAAAUGAGUAUAUGCAGUUUUCAUCUUGUCUUCGUACAUCUUUUUAGCGUGUAAUCUAUGCAGCAUAGAAACCCCACAAAUAAGACCCCUCGUGUAGUAUAAGGUUGGAAUGAAAACCUGCAGACUCUGAUUAUCUCUGAAGCACUACACGCUUUGUGAUGGCGCCACAAAGAAUUCACCUCUUAAGGCCAGAUCUUAUCCCGAUUAUCAAGCAGAGCGAGGAUAAGCACGGGCCGGGAGUGAAACUGGGUAAAAUCCACUUCAUAACUCUCUACAGCAAUAACAGCACUCCCAUAGAUAAGCUAGAUGUUGUGCUAUGUUUAGCCAAGUGUUAGGUCGGCGGUCGCUUUUAAACAUGGCUGAAAUGGUUUCCAGGUUAAGGGCUCAACCAGAGGUGUGUUCAACGUAAUGAUUUAUUUUUAUUUCCAAAUGUGUGUGUGAUAUAACCAAAGCACUAGAAUUUAAAGAUGAGCAACUGAAUCAGCGAUUAAAGGAAUCCUUCACCCCUCAAAUGGCAAUUUGUAUAUCAGUUACUCAUCCCGUGUUGCGGUGAGUUUGUGAAGAAAACCUUUGUGUGCAUGCGUCCUGUGAAUGAAGAAUCCUAAAAUAUAGAAAUUUCUGCGCGUAAACUAUAUCAAAACAUCUGUUUACAAAGUCUCACACAGCUUAUGCAGUAUAAUCCAAGCCUUGUCUAUCCAGUUGUAUGAUCAGCACUUCUCAAACACAUGCAUUUUCACUAACAUGUUACUAUUUAAAAUGAACUGAAAGUAAAACGUAUUUAUGCUCUCUUAAAACCAGACUCCAUUGACAAAAACAGUCAUUUUACAUCACUGAACACAGGAGCAGCUGGUCUA
Epinephelus lanceolatus (giant grouper) is the source of this 4244-nucleotide messenger RNA. RefSeq names its product E3 ubiquitin-protein ligase pellino homolog 2. Gene Ontology annotation, molecular function: protein binding; ubiquitin protein ligase activity. The record is from RefSeq and is a predicted model, not a curated record. Gene Ontology annotation, biological process: protein polyubiquitination; regulation of Toll signaling pathway. NCBI's taxonomy places the organism in Eukaryota, Metazoa, Chordata, Actinopteri, Perciformes, Serranidae.